GGAAAUAUAGAAGUAGCUGAAAGACAAAUUGUUGACUUUAUAAUUCAUCAGCUAGAAAAACCAGGAAAUUAAGAAGCAGCAAUGGCGGCAACAAGAUGGGGACCACCAUCUCUCCUCCCCAAACCUUGGUUAUUCUCCUACUUCUUCUUCUUCUCUCAGAACCGUACUUCCAGAUCAACGGCCACGAUUUCGAGAUAGAAGAGGCGACAAUCGAGGACGUACAGCGUGCAUUCUGCGAUAACAAGCUCACUUCUCGCGAGCUCGUUGACUACUACCUGGACCGCAUCGAGAGCCUCAAUCCGGUGCUACGCAGCGUAAUUGAAAUCAAUCCCGACGCCGUGGCCGAAGCGGAGAGGGCUGAUUCCGAGCGGCGGGCGGCGGACAAUGUCAGCCGUUCAUCUCUACACGGUAUUCCGGUGCUCCUCAAGGACAGUAUUGCUACCAAGGACAAACUCAAUACCACGGCUGGAUCGUACGCGCUGCUUGGCGCGUCAGUCCCACGCGACGCCGGAGUGGUGGAGCGGCUGAGGAAUGCCGGAGCCGUGAUUUUGGGGAAGGCGAGUAUGAGCGAGUGGUACCACUUCCGGUCGCCGGGUAUUCCCAAUGGUUGGUGCGCCAGAUCUGGCCAGGGUUUGAAUCCAUACGUGAAAAGUGGAGAUCCAUGUGGUUCGAGUAGUGGAUCAGCAAUCUCAGUAGCAGCAAACAUGGCAAUGGUGUCUAUAGGAACCGAGACAGACGGGUCACUCAUCUGCCCGGGUGAUCAUAACUCAGUUGUAGCACUCAAGCCCACUGUAGGCCUCACUAGCAGGGCUGGUGUUAUCCCACUUUCACCUCGCCAGGACACAGUCGGGCCUAUAUGCAGAACAGUUUCCGAAGCAGCUCAUGUUUUGGAUACAAUUGUGGGAUACGAUCCAAGAGACUCUGCAGCAACAAUGGCAGCUGCUAAGUAUAUCCCUUCGGGUGGCUAUGCUCAGUUUCUCAACAAAAACGGGCUCGAGGGAAAGAGAUUAGGUGUUGUCAGAAAUCCAUUCUUUACCGUGUCUUCAAGAACUCCGGUUUUUGAGGCCCAUCUUCGAACAUUGAGGGAGAAAGGGGCAACUAUUCUCGAUAAUUUAGAGAUAGGGAACAUUGAUACCGUUUUGAAUCCUGUACUAUGUGGGGAGGCGAUGGUUUUGAUGGCAGAGUUUAAGGUGUCGCUAAACGAAUAUUUGAAAGAACUAAUUACUUCUCCCGUGAGGUCGUUAUCCGACGUUAUAAUCUUCAACCAGAACAAUCCUGUUUUGGAAAGAAGUGAGGAAUUAGGACAGGACAUUCUUAUUGCUGCAAAUUCGACAAACGGGAUUGGAGAGGAAGAGAAACAGGCUAUAGAUACGAUGGAGAAGCUUUCACGAGAAGGGUUCGAGAAGUUAAUGCUGGAUAACGAACUGGAUGCAAUGGUGACUUUGGGUUCCGACGCAGCCACUGUGGCAGCGAUCGGAGGUUUUCCGGCGAUCACUGUGCCAGCUGGCUACGACGACUCCGACGGGAUGCCGUUUGGGAUGUUUUUCGGUGGUCUGAAAGGGACAGAACCUAAAUUGAUCGAGAUUGCUUACGCGUUCGAACAAGCUACAAUGAUUCGAAAGCCCCCUUCUUUCAAAUCGCUUGGUUUAAGCUGUAGUAUGUAAUUCAUUUGUGUUCAUUCCUGUAGUUUCAAGAUUUCGGAUUAAACUAAAUUUUUAAUUG
Erythranthe guttata (spotted monkey flower) is the source of this 1722-nucleotide messenger RNA. RefSeq names its product putative amidase At4g34880. Lineage: Eukaryota; Viridiplantae; Streptophyta; Magnoliopsida; Lamiales; Phrymaceae. The record is from RefSeq and is a predicted model, not a curated record.